GAACUGUGCAGCCGUUGAUGGUUUUUAUGACCGAGAUGUUAAAGGACCUGAUUUAUUAUUUUUAACUAUGUCACUGCCGUUCCAAGGAAACUAUACAUGUAUUGUGACAUAUGAGGAUACUGGGAGGAUUUAUAACCUUACUCGAACCAUUUGCAUUAAAGCAGUAGCUUCCUCACUAGAUGCCAAACCGCCUGUAAUGCGUUCUCCCAAUGAUAUAGUGAGCUAUCAAUUUGCAGUAGGAGAAGAUAUGCAACUUACCUGUGAAGUGUAUUUCUCUUACGUUCAAAACUCCAGUAAUGAAAUUUGGUGGACAAUAAAUGGCAAGAGAAAAGAAGACAUUACUGACCCAAGAGUAAAUGUUACUGAAAGAUCUGAACUGGAUGAGAUGAAUCCUGGAGCUAAAACCAUAACUAAGAAAUUAUACAUUAAAAAUAUCAGUCCAGAUGAGCUCAAACACAACUAUACAUGCUCAGCCAAAAACCAUUUGGGGUCUAUCUCCAGGCAAGCACUGAUCAAAGAGAAAGUUGGCACUCCACGAUACAUCACUGAAUUGGCAUGUGGGCUGGGAGCAACACUGUUUCUUGUUAUAUGCUUCAUUGUUGUAUAUCAUGUGUACUGGCUGGAAUUGGUGCUCUUCUACAGGGCUCAUUUUGGCACAGAUGAAACCAUUGGAGAUGGAAAGGAAUAUGAUGUGUAUGUAUCCUAUGCAAGGAAUGCAGAGGAAGAAGAGUUUGUUCUUGUGACUCUGAGAGGGAUUCUGGAAAAUGAAUUUGGAUACAAGCUGUGUAUCUUUGACAGAGACAGCUUACCUGGUGGAAUCAUUACAGAUGAGACACUGAGCUUCAUUAAGAAAAGCCGACGUCUUCUUGUUGUCAUUAGCCCAAGUUAUGUCCAUCAAGGUACCCAGGCCCUCUUGGAACUGAAAGCUGGCUUGGAAAACAUGGCUUCCCAGGGCAAUAUUCGACUUGUGUUAGUUCAGUAUAAAGCAAUUAAGAACAAAAAGAAGGUGAAGGAGUUUAAAACUAGCUCAAUCUGUACUCAGUGUUAUUAAAUGGAAAGGGGAAAAAUCUAAACACCCAGGGAGUAGGUUUUGGAAAGAGCUCCAUGUUGCCCUUCCUGUUAAGAAAACUUAUUUUACAAAGAACACAGGUAGCUUUCAAAUGCUCACUCAGAAUUCAUCCUUCACUACAGAGGGACUCUGA
Messenger RNA from Staurois parvus, 1202 nucleotides. The record is from the annotation of a GenBank genome assembly. NCBI's taxonomy places the organism in Eukaryota, Metazoa, Chordata, Amphibia, Anura, Ranidae.